CGACCGGGCUGGUCUCCCCCUCUGCGAGCGAGCGAAGAGGGCUCCUUGCCCGCCCUUUCCCGUGACCGUUAGGCCGGGUGGGAAGAAGGCCGGCGCCUGCCACUUUCUCCUUCGGGUCAGGGCUCUCUACGCCGUUUGGGGUCGACGACGCCGGUUUCUCUCAAGUCACGUCCUAUCGCUCGGUGGUGGUUCUCUCUCUUUCGACCGGCGAUGCCCCCUCUGGGCUCCGUUAAUGGCCAAAGGCUUCCCUGAGGAGGACUUGCCUCAGGGCCCACAGGCUAGCUGCACGUUCCCUCCCUUAGGCUUCUGGUGGGCGGUGAUCCUGAUCAUGGCAUCUGAAGAAAUUCCUGAGUUUUUAAGUCCAGAAGAGGAAGCUGCAUACUGGAAGGGUCUCUCUUUGAAAUACAAACAAAGUUUUCAGGAGGCCCGUGAAGAGCUGGCAGAAUUUCAAGAGGGCAGCAGAGAACUGGAAGCAGAGUUAGAGGCUCAGUUGGUACAGGCUGAACAGAGGAAUCGGGAUUUGCAAGCGGACAACCAAAGAUUGAAACAGGAAGUGGAAACUUUAAAGGAGAAGCUUGAGCUACAAUAUGCACAGAACUACAAGCAAGUGUCAAUGUUAGAAGAUGACUUGAGCCAAACCCGAGCAAUUAAAGACCAGCUGCAUAAAUAUGUGAGAGAGCUAGAGCAAGCCAAUGAUGACCUUGAGCGUGCUAAGAGGGCAACCAUUGUUUCCUUAGAAGACUUUGAACAAAGGCUGAAUCAGGCCAUAGAGAGGAAUGCCUUUUUGGAAAGUGAGCUGGAUGACAAGGAAUCACUGCUUGUUUCUGUACAGAGGCUGAAGGAUGAAGCAAGAGAUUUAAGGCAAGAACUAGCGGUACGUGAAAGGCAACAGGAAGUAACAAGGAAGUCAGCUCCUAGCUCACCAACCUUAGACUGUGAAAAGAUGGAUUCAGCUGUCCAGGCUUCACUUUCACUGCCAGCAACACCUGUUGGGAAAGGCUGUGAAAACAGCUUUCCCUCUCCUAAAGCUAUUCCCAAUGGCUUUGGUACAAGCCCACUUACUCCGUCCGCCAGGAUAUCUGCUCUCAACAUUGUGGGUGAUCUCCUUAGGAAAGUGGGGGCCUUGGAAUCCAAACUAGCUGCUUGUAGAAACUUUGCCAAGGACCAGGCAUCACGGAAAUCUUACGUUUCAGGGAACAUAAACAGCAGCAUGAUCAACAGUAAUGGCAUGAAGUUCUGUCAUUCAGGGCAUACAACAUUCUACGACAAAGCGGCAGUCAACGGCUUUGACCAAGGCCCACCACCAGGUCUAGGAGGGUCCAGACCAUCAUCGGCACCAGGCAUGCUCCCUCUAAGUGUAUGAACGGGUUGCAAGGCCACAAUGAGACUGCAAAUUAGUUCUCGAAAGAACAAGAAGAGCUGCUUGUGAUACUUCCUGUUAGUGCCCCUUGCUGGAGACGAGUAGGUGCUGCAGCAUCCAAAUGCUGCCUGGAGAAGAACCCAGCACAUACAGAGCACUCCUUAUGUCAAUACAGUCUAUUUUCUUCUAUUUCUGUCGUGGGCGUUCUUUAACGUGGUCACCGCUGAUGUCUGCCUCACAGGAUGCUGAAGUUGCACUUAUCCAAACCACCUUCCUUCCCCACUCCACCAUUGCUAGAGACUUUCCCAGGACUCAUUGGCUUUGAUGCUGGAUGACCUCUUGGUAACUCCCUACAUUUUUGCACUCUUCCCAUUUCUCCAAAACACCCAAUUAAGCACACAAGAUCCCUGUGCUUUUUCUUUUCUAGAUGAGUCCAUUUAUGUACAAGGAAGGGCCAAGUAUGCUCUGGCUAGCCACUGGACUGGGGAUACAAGUUGACCUUGUAGGAACCUUCCAUACUCUUGCUUGAGGGGUCAUGGUAUGUAACACAGCACCCCUGCUAAAGAUCUGGGAAUUGGGCCAUGGAAAAUACCUAGAUGUUGCCUCUCUUCUACUGAGCACAAGAACAGUUUGUGUUGUGCGAUUGGGUCCGUUCACCAAAGCUGUCUGUUUCUAACUGGAGAUUCACCCCAGUUUAGCAGUUUCUUUCCAUUCAGUUUAAUUCUGUGUAGCUGGUUUGGCCAGUUUAAACUGAAUAAAGCUGUGGUUUGGGCUCUGUCUGCUUAGUGAAAACUGCCCAAGACUAAGAGAAGAGGGGAAGGGAAGAAAAAACAUGGCUGGGGCUUAUUUCCACCCACAGCUUGAAUUUUGUUAGCCCUUUUCCAGUGUGUCCUUUGCUGCAUUGACUGUUUACAUUUGUUUUACUGUACAUAAUAAGUUUGUAAACAUAAUAUCUUUGCCUAAGAUAUUUGUACAUAACUUGGGCUUUGUAGCUUUAUUUAUUCAGAAUCCCAGAGGCAUGUUUUCCCUAGGACUGUGUAUCAGAUUUCUGUGGUGACUGCCAUCCUGUGGUUUAAUAAGACAGGUGGUCCAAAAAUAAAGAUCUUUUAAUGUGGACACA
Molecule: messenger RNA, 2480 nt
Organism: Pogona vitticeps (central bearded dragon)
Lineage: Eukaryota; Metazoa; Chordata; Lepidosauria; Squamata; Agamidae
Gene: NDEL1
Product: nudE neurodevelopment protein 1 like 1
Biological process (GO): chromosome segregation; centrosome localization; regulation of neuron projection development
Cellular component (GO): centrosome; kinetochore; kinesin complex
Molecular function (GO): microtubule binding
Source: RefSeq, a predicted model, not a curated record